Messenger RNA from Mobula hypostoma (lesser devil ray), 4107 nucleotides. Its product is annotated as cadherin-like protein 26. Gene Ontology annotation, molecular function: cadherin binding; calcium ion binding. The transcript is spliced from 17 exons. The coding region runs from base 26 to 2515 and encodes 829 amino acids. Gene Ontology annotation, biological process: adherens junction organization; multicellular organism development; cell-cell junction assembly. Lineage: Eukaryota; Metazoa; Chordata; Chondrichthyes; Myliobatiformes; Myliobatidae. Gene Ontology annotation, cellular component: plasma membrane; catenin complex; adherens junction. The record is from RefSeq and is a predicted model, not a curated record.
CAGCGUUGUUGGAUAUACAGUCAUCAUGGAAUUAGGAAUGCAUAUGUUUCUGCUUUUCUUUGUAAUUGACAUGUGCAGGGCUGAAGAACAGCAUUCGAUCAUACUGCACCGGGAAAAGAGAAGGUGGAUUUCUGCUGUUUUUAAACUUACAGAGGAAGAUCCAGGACCUUACCCAAAAAAGGCUAUACAACUUUCCAAUGACAGGUCAAAAAACCAUACACUGCUAUAUAUAAUUUCCGGUGAGGGUGUUGAUGAGGAUCCUGAGAGAAACUUGUUCUCGAUUGACAGAGAGACUGGAGAAAUAUUUGUUCAUCACAAAGUUGAUCGUGAGGAAACACAAUCAUUGAUGUUUAAAGUUGAUGCUAUGGACAGAGCUACUUUGAAGAUAGUUGAUGACCACAUGUUAUAUAAAAUUCAAGUGAUUGAUAUUAAUGACAAUAGCCCUAAAUUCAAACAAGAUGUAUAUAAAGUUGACAUAUUGGAAAGUACAUAUCCAGGGACAAGUGUCUUCAGAAUUAAAGCAGAAGAUCCUGAUGAAAUAAGCAGUGGUAAUGGACGAGUUUCAUACUCUAUUAUGUCUCAAGAUCCUAAAAAACCUUCGAAUAUGUUUAGAAUUGAUGAAAACAAUGGAACCAUUUUUCUUCAAAAAUGUUUAGACUAUGAGGCCAUCAAAUCUUAUUCAUUAAUCAUUAAAGCAAGAGACAAUGGACAGAAAGUGCUUUCAUCUUCUGCGCAAGUGAAGUUCAAAGUGAUAGAUUCCAAUACCCAUCCUCCUAUUUUCAUAGAGAAAAGUGCUUCAGCAAUUAUCAAUGAGAGUGCCAAAAACGUGGUUAUAUUACGAGUAGGUGUUACUGAUCAAGACACUCCCAAUACACCAGCCUGGAGGGCAAAGUUUAAAAUAAUAGAAGGGAAUGAAAAUGAAAAUUAUAAAAUGGAAACAGAUCCAGAAACAAAUGAGGGUCUACUGAGUCUGAUAAAGUCUCUGGAUUAUGAGCUUGGUCCUAAAAGGAAUCUUAAAAUAACUAUGGAGAAUGAAGAGCCACUUUUCACAUGUCUGGGUACAAAGCCUAUGGAACCAGAAGUGUUAUCUGCAGUUAUUACUGUGAAGGAUGUGAAUGACCGCCCAGUGUUUGAUCCUCCAGUGUUAGUUGUUAAUGAGCAUGAAGGCGAAAAACCUGGAAGAGUUCUGGGAAAAUUCAACGCUUAUGAUACUGACAAAUUUUAUAAACAUUCCAUCAAAUAUUAUAAAGAUGAUGAACCUGCAGGAUGGGUGACUGUAGAUUCAGAAACUGGUGUUGUCACAACAGUAAAAGAAUUGGACAGAGAAUCCCCGUACGUGAAUAACAGUGUUUACGUAUUUACAGUGCAUGCAGUUGAACUUGGUGAGGAUCCCAUGACAGGAACUGGCACAAUGUCUAUUAUUCUAUCAGACAUUAAUGAUAAUCAACCAUAUCUGAAAACUGAAUAUGAAGACAUGUGUGAUGAUGGAGAAAUGAAAUUUAUAACUGUUACAGCAAAUGAUAAGGACCUAGAGCCCUUCAGUAGUCCCUUUACAUUUGAAUUGUUGGACAAUGAACAAAAUAUAAAGAAAAACUGGAAAUUAGGUAAAAUGACAGAUACCACUGUUCAGCUCAACAGAAUAAGAAAAGUUCCCAUUGGAAAUUACAGCAUACCUUUCAAAAUCCGAGAUAGGCAAGGAAUUUCCAAGGAAAGUUCACUGAAUUUACAUGUUUGCCAUUGCAUUGAUGGGAAAACAUGUCCUGCUCCAAUGCCUGCAACAUCCUUCUUGGGCAGAGCUGCAAUUGGUUUUCUCUUUGCUGGUUUAUUAUUCUUAAUUUUGGGAUUAUGCUUACUCCUGUUUUGCACAUCUAAAAAGACGUUUUUGAAACCUUACAAUGAACCUGUGUGGACCUUGAUUAAAUACAAUGAUGAAGGAGUUCCUGUAGAGAUUCAGAAGCCAGCAAAUAUUCUUUCAUCACAAGUAGUUUCCAAUGAAGUCGGGCUGGGUGUUAAAAGGAAUACAAUCAAUUAUAGCAGUCAAGGAAAUGUUGGAGGGAUGCAAUCCAACGUCAAUGGGACAAUAAGACAGAUGAAUCCCUAUGAUUCAAGAGCAUUGUCUUUUAGAAGCAAUUUGAAUACUUAUGGAGAUGGCAGAUUAAGAAUGAAUAACAUGUCACAAAGAUUUAGCAUGUAUGGUUUGGCUAACAGGCAGAAUAUGGACCAUUCAUCACAUGCAAGUUCUGUAUUCAAUUCACAGAAUUCUUUGCACUUCUACAGGGCACAAGAUUGGGGUGCCAGGGAAAGGAUGGACAUGGAUGCAGAAAUUACAGAGGCUGUCUAUAAGCCUUGUGUAUAUGGCUAUGAAGGAGAAGAAUCAAGUAUGCUAACUCUUGAUUCCAUCAGCAGGAUUGAAGAUAAUGUAAGCUUAAGCUUCUUGAAUGACUUGGGACCAAAGUUUAAAACACUGGCAAAAGUAUGUCAAGAUAAGAAUCCACAUUUAAGUCAACAGGAAUAGAUCAAAGCUGUGCUUUCAAAGCCUUUUAUUCAACCAAUACCUAAUUAAAUUGCAUAACUUCAGCUUGUGACAUUUGAAUUGAGAUAAAAAUGAUAUUUCUCAAUGGUUCUGUAUUCAAAGCCGUUAUUACAUGUUGCAACAAGGUUGCACAUUGAACCAAGAUGACUUCAUUGUGACCUCUAAGGCAACUCUAUGCAAUACCAUGGAAUAUUCAUACAUUUGAAUUUCUGCUGGAUUUCCUAGAUUAUCACGACUGGCUGAUCAUGAGAUUAAAAAAGCAAAUUCAAGUCUUAGAAAAUUAACCAAAAUGAUAUUUAGUCCAGUGUUUUGGAAAUUUCUGCAGUAGACCAAACAAGUGAGGAGAAUUAUACAGGAAGUUAAAUUCCAUAAAUUGUAGUUUAUACAAAAACUGGGGACUAGUUUUGACUAUGUUUUUGUGAUUUUUAUAGCUCUGACUCAUUGCCAAUUAAGGAUUGAAAAUAUGUUCAGUUUGCUCUUAUAUUUUCUUUGCAAAAUUAUUUUAACUGUUUGAAAAGGCUGUAAAUGUUUCAUAUAGCAAGAGGAGUUAGCAUUACAUUUUUUCAUGUAAAAGGACCAUUCAAUUAUAUUAACAUUCCUUUUCUCAGGGCAUUUUUAGUGUUGAAACACAGGGUUAAAUUAUCAUUUGGCACUACAUUAACAAAACAGCUUAAGUAGGGCAUCAUCAUUCCUGGCUUAACUGCAAUACUUAUUAGUUAGACUAGUCUGGAGUAGUUGCCUCUUGCUACAUGCCUCUUCUUUGGAAAAACAUUACAAGAGUGAAAAAACACCCUGUAAACCACUUCAUUUAUUUGCCCUUUUCUUCAGAGUUAACUAGGGAAAAGACACUGUUACUGUCAAAAUCCAGCUUGGUGAGGGGGAUCCUCCUGACAUUUCAAUUUUGCUUGACAAACUUCAAGUGAAGUAGUUUGAGGUCAAUAUUGUAGUUGCGAGUCUUGGCUCAAUGUUAUCCCACUAGCAGAAUUUUUAGUCUAUAUUUGAAUGUAAGGUGAUAGGUUCACCAUUUGGAAUUCCAUGUUCUUCUGUAUUAGCUUUAUUUAAAUGUUAUACUGGUGUUUUGGAACAGUGGGCUGUGUAAAUAUUGUGUAUUUUUUGACAGGGAUUUGAAAAAUGUACAUUGAAUUGUUUUAGACAACAGUUCUUUUGGAGUACGGAUUAUUUUGAGAAUUGGUGAAGCUGGUUUUGAUCUUUUAAGUAUGCAACUUUAAACACUUUAUAUUGUUUUGUUUAAAAAGGGUUUAUAUGAAAUAUAGUUGAAUAUGAAAUACUGUAUGUUUAAAUAUCCUGAUUUUUUUCUGCCUGUUUACCAAGUACAGAACAGCAGCAAUAAACAUUGUUUUUUCCCUUAAAAGUCUACAUCAGCAGUUCAGCUGCAACAGAUAUUGCUGUCCACACUAGUAGUGGAAGUCCCAGCAUCACACUCACUCUCCAGUGUGAUAUAUAACUCUACUAUGCUAUUUAAGGAGACCAUGUACAUUUAAAAUCUGUGCAUUUUGUGGUUUGUUAUAUUGGUGGACCAGCUACUGCUGAUAGUUGGGAGAUGUUUGUCUUCA